UGUAAACGUUACAAUACAAUGCUUACUACAAGCCCUUUACAAACAAUGCAUAAUUUUACCAACAACGCAGAACUCAAACUUGUAAUUAUCCUUCCUUAUUAUUAUUAAGGAACAUAUUUAACUUUAGUUUUGACUACUAACGAGUAAUACCUAUUUUAUUACGUCUAUAAUAAAUGACUUAUUUGAUUGGUCCCUUGACAUUUGUAGCAAGCCAAUCAGAAUUUUCAUUCGAGCCCGCUUCAAAGACAUGCACUGUAGCUAGCUAGUAAACCUUUAGCAUCAAAACAUUCCUCAAACGUCCUAGUUUUGCCCAAUUAAACAGGUAAGUUUGUUGAACCCAUUGAGUAUCGUACACAGCUACAUUUUUAUAGAGUUGUAGCUAGCUACUAAUUUCAGAGAUAAAUGUUAGAACUAACGUUACAGGUAUUUGUAGUAGCAGUAUGUGUGGCGAGACAGUUAGCUAGCAUGCUAGUAUGCUAAGGAUGGCAGAGGUUGGAUGUUGCAUACCUUGUAURGCGACACGUUACAUCAUCAACGAAACUUUACGUCAUCAAACUCUGUGUGUGAAGUGAGUGUCUGUGAAGUUUCACCAAGUUGUUCUUGUCCCCGACAGCCAUGUCUAUGUGCGAUGACAAUCUGCUCUGCAACUACCCAAAGUGUCGGGCGAAACUGUGUGGGUUCGCCUGGGUCACAGCUUGCUCUCACGCCUUCUGUGACCAACAUGGAUCCGGAGAGUUCAGCCGCUCCCCGGCAAUAUGCCCGGCCUGCUCCUCUGCACUCUCGGGGAAGCUGGACAUCGUGCGCACUGAGCUGUCGCCAUCUGAGGAGUACAAGGCCAUGGUGUUGGCGGGACUGAGGCCAGAGACAGUGCUGGACAUAAGCGCCCGUGCCCUGGCUUUCUGGACUUACCAGGUGCACCAGGAGCGUAUGUUCCAGGAGUACAGUCUGUCCCGGGCCGAGGGUCAGGUGAAACAGAUGGAGAAGGUGCUGACCCAGCAGAACCAGAGCAGAGAGCUGGAGCUCAAUGCCAUGAGAGGGGAGAUCACCUCACUGAAGAAGGUGAUGGAGGAGUACAAGAGGAAGUACAGUGAAGUGUCAGAGCGUCUGAUGGAGAGGAACAGACAGUACCAGAAGCUACAGGGGCUCUAUGACUCGCUGAGGCUUCGCAACAUGGUGGUGGGGGACAGAGAGGCACCACGCCAGCCAGGACCCCCGGAGUUCAACACAGGGGUGGUCAGGCAGCCCUCUCCCCGGGGGAGUCCUCACUUCCUGGGCAUGGGCCCUGAGGGGGACAGCCGCCUUUUCUCCUCCCUGGAGCCCGAUGCUGGAGCCAAGACCUUCUUCCAGUUCAGCUCUCCUGCCAGAGACAGGGGCCGGGCCUUACUCAAGAAAUACUGAGACUAGAAUUCAAAUUCUAGAACUCCAGGAUUAGAAUGAAUAGAAUAAUUGUAUUUCUGACUGAGGCAACACUGGUUGGGUACCUGGUUGCUGGAUCAAUGACAGCAUUAACAUAGUGUAGACCGUCAGGUUAUCUAAGGAUGGUUUGAUAUUCAUUUUGUAGUUGCCUUUUUCUUACCUGAAGUUACUGUAUCUUAACGAAAUGCUCUGAUACAACAUUUAUGUUGGCAUUGUACUUAUUUUGUCAAUWAAAUUCAGCAUGACCAUUGUAAGAAAGGUGUAUGUUAUUCUACUAAAAUMUUAUUUUUCACUGAAAGGUUUGACUACCUUCCAGUGAAAGAGGAUCAACUAUAUAAAUAAAGCAUGCAUGUGAAAUCAUGUC
Salvelinus sp. IW2-2015 is the source of this 1780-nucleotide messenger RNA. The record is from RefSeq and is a predicted model, not a curated record. NCBI's taxonomy places the organism in Eukaryota, Metazoa, Chordata, Actinopteri, Salmoniformes, Salmonidae.